Messenger RNA from Arachis stenosperma, 3046 nucleotides. Its product is annotated as probable pyridoxal 5'-phosphate synthase subunit PDX2. The transcript has 11 exons. Gene Ontology annotation, molecular function: glutaminase activity. NCBI's taxonomy places the organism in Eukaryota, Viridiplantae, Streptophyta, Magnoliopsida, Fabales, Fabaceae. The coding region runs from base 2099 to 2653 and encodes 184 amino acids. Gene Ontology annotation, biological process: pyridoxine metabolic process; pyridoxal 5'-phosphate biosynthetic process. The record is from RefSeq and is a predicted model, not a curated record. Gene Ontology annotation, cellular component: cytosol; glutaminase complex.
GCUCGUUUCACUCAAUUCCCCAAACUGUCAGAGAAUCAGAAUAGAGCGAGUAGCGAGGGUUCUUCUUCUUCUCCAACGCUUGAGAGUAGAGAGUAGAGAGUAGAGAGUAGAGACUAGAGACGGAGUCACCGUCAUGGAGAGAGGCAGAGAGCAGAUCAGCAGAGAUUUUUCUUCUCCGACGCCUGAGAAAACCCGUCGUCCUCCACCGGAGAGCAGAGUUUCUUCUCCUUCUUCUUCUUCUCCGCCGCCGAGCCCGCCGCCGCGCCAUCCUCUUCAUGUAAGUUCCUCUCUCUUGCUCUAUCUCUCUCUCUCUCUCUCACUCACAUUGUGAUUUGUGAAUCUGCAUGUAAGUUCUUAUUCUUUCACAGACUCAUCGUUGCAUUGUAAGUUCCUCUCUGUCUCUCUGAUUAUUAUAUUUAUUUUUGCAGUUUUUGUAUCUACUAUUUUCAUAAUGAAAUUCUGAAUUUGCGUUUGUUAAUAACAAUCGCAUCACUGAAACCUAGUUAGCAUAAUCAAUUCAUCACAUUACUUUAGCUCAACUAGUUUGACACAUUAGUUUUACAAUGUGAUUACACUAGUUUGUGGUUUAGUGUUUGGUUGUAAGAGAAAGCUCAAUUUCUGGAUAUGCUCUUCUUACUAUCUCCUGGAUUGAUCUCUCUCUUUCUCUGCUUAAGUCAGGUCCAUUCUCUCUUUCCCUCUCUCCUUCUCUCUUCCAAUGAUUGUUACUUAAGUGUCUGUCACUAUCUCCUGGUCCAUUUGCUUGGUUUCAAUUUGAUUUGGUUCAUGAAGUUUUGAUGUUUUCAACUAAUUAUUGUGUGCAAAGGCUCAUAAUAAGUGUUGACCGUUUGGAAAUUGGUUCAGGAUUUGAACUUGAGAAAUUUUGACAAUGGCAGCCAAUGCUUCUAAUGAAGCAGCAAAGCAACCUCCUCAGCCAUCUCCCUUGCGCUUCUCCAAGUUCUUUCAGAUACUCCCCUUCUCUUAUAAGUUAUAAAUGAAUCUUUGAUUGUUGGAUCUGUCCAAUAUGAAAAUUUUGGUUACUGGAGGAGCUGGAUUUAUUGGCUCUCACCUAAUUGACAGAUUGAUGAAAAAUGAGAAAAAUGAGCUUUUCCAUGGAAGCCAACAAGAGAUAACUUCUGCAGUUACGAUUUUGCUUUUGAUGCAUCCAUAAUAUUCAAUCAUUGUAAUACUCACAGGAAUUCUGAGAAACAAGACAAUGAUAAUAACUGCAACAGAGAAAGGUUCUUGAGGAGAUAAGGGUAGAAAAAACAGAGAAUGGAAUUCUCACCAUGAUUGAACCUGAUGACAAAAAUGGUAUGGAUGGCUGAACUUUAAAUCAUUUCGUCAAAAUUUGUGUAUCACCUGAGAAGGAAUAUCUACUUUAUAAUGUAAGAAUAACUUUGAUUACUCAAAAUAUGAAAAUUUGUCAUGCCACUAUACAAAUCUCUUGAAUUUCUCACUUCUUUCUUUGCCUUAUGCAACCAACACUCACCAGUCCUACUAUUAAUUCAGAUAACAAAAACUAAGGCACCUUGGUCAACCCUACAAUAUACUACUAGUCUACUACCAUGAACCUCAACAAAAAUUCUUCUAUUGGAAGAAUUUGAAACUAUAAAAUUUAUGUGUGCUAAGGGAUUUUUUUCUAACAAUUACUCUCUUGUAGAGUUGUUUGCUUGUAUCCUACAAAGACAAAGAUUGUAUCCUAAUGUUAUACAGUGUGGAGUCAGUUAAUCUUUUCGUAAAAAAGGAAAGACUGUUUGCAGGCCAAAAACUUAAAGAAAACUCUUGCAUGGUUACAAUUGUCACAUUGAUCUUGGAAAAAUGUGUAAUCUCUAGCGGUAGUGUUGUUGGAGCCUUAAAAGACUAAUAAGAUUGAUACUGCAUGAGAGCUUGGAAUUCAUCAGCAUCCAUUGCUGCCUUCCAAUGUGGACAGGUGAUGGCUUGAGAAACACUCUUUGCACCUGCUGCCUUUGAUCAAUAGGGUUGACAUAGUCACAAGUAUUAUCAACCACUUAUUCUGUAGCCAUCAGGACAACCAAAGAGUUCUCAAAGAGAGGAUGAUUCUAACGAUCUGUUUCCUGCAUUGAGGGAGUUUGUCGAAAUGGGAAAGCCUGUUUGGGGAACCUGUGCAGGGCUUAUAUUCUUGGCAAAUAAAGCAACAGGACAGAAGACUGGUGGACAAAAACUGGUUGGUGGACUUGAUUGUACUGUGCAUAGAAAUUUCUUUGGCAGCCAGAUUCAAAGCUUUGAAGCUGACCUUCCGGUGCCAGAGCUUGCAUCCAAGGAAGGUGGUCCUGAAACAUUCCGUGGAAUUUUUAUCCGUGCUCCGGCAAUUCUUGAAGCAGGGCCAGAAGUUCAAGUUCUGGCUGAUUAUCCUGUCCCUUCUAACAAAUUCUUGGAUUCUGAUUCCUUCAUUGAAGACAAAAAGGAGAAUGCCGAGGAAGGCGGCAAAGUCAUAGUUGCUGUCAGACAAGGAAACAUUCUAGGGACUGCUUUCCAUCCGGAAUUGACAGCCGAUACUCGAUGGCAUAGUUAUUUCAUAAAAAUGUCAAAUGCAAAUGUUGGGGAAGAAGCCUCAAGUAGUAGCCUUGUUCCAGCAGAGGUCGACAUAACUUCUAACCAACAGCCGCGCAGUGACCUUCCUAUCUUUCAAUAGCACCAAAGAAUCACCAAUACUAUAUUGACAAUUAUGGAUGUUUAUCUUCAUUUACUUUCUUUAUAAAAGUGAUAUCUAGUAAUUUUAGAUCUUAGAAUAUAGCUUAAAUAGAGUUCUUACGGUCUUACCCCUUUGUUUCUAUUGUGCGAGUUACAAUACACACUGUAUGUGCCUUGAAAGGCAUAAAAAAUGUUUAUAUUCUUUCAAGAUUUUUUUAUCUUUUGUUUUGUUGGUUUUGGCUGUUCAUCUUUAGUGUGGUGUGCUACUAUGGAGUCCAGGCAGGGUAGGAUGUACUAGUGAGAAUGAAAAAUUGUGUGAAUUUCAUAUAUCGUCGACAAAAAAAAUCUUGUCGAUGUAAUUUCAUCCGGAAAAUCAACGUUAAUUUAGAUGUAU